Haliotis rufescens (red abalone) is the source of this 991-nucleotide messenger RNA. RefSeq names its product 4'-phosphopantetheine phosphatase-like. Gene Ontology annotation, biological process: coenzyme A biosynthetic process. Gene Ontology annotation, molecular function: pantothenate kinase activity; ATP binding. Lineage: Eukaryota; Metazoa; Mollusca; Gastropoda; Lepetellida; Haliotidae. Gene Ontology annotation, cellular component: cytosol; nucleus. The coding region runs from base 320 to 991 and encodes 223 amino acids. The record is from RefSeq and is a predicted model, not a curated record. The transcript has 7 exons.
AAGCGGAGAAUCCGUGAACCAGUCUAUGGCCAAAUCAAGCUCCUCCCCAGCGCGUGACACCUUCGUUUCACACUCGGUAGUAUCGCGAGGGCUCCACGAACGUGCUAUCGCUGUGAGGAGGUGGAGAACCGUCCUUCACAGUACAACCUUUGACCCGUCAUAGAAGUUCAUGUUGUGAUCAGGACGCUGAACGGGUGAUCUGGGUGUUUGGAAGGACAUUUGGUUGUUUUGCAAAUUUGAUUACAUUCUAUCCAAGUACCUGCAGAUGAAAUAUCACAAGACAGGUUGGGUGUGAGGGUGGUCUGCCCUGGCUAGCAGCAUGACAGCGAAGAGUUAUGCCCGGAGCAUCGAACUGCCAACAGAGAGCAUAUUUAGGAACCUCAAACAUGCUCGGAGAUUUGCUAUUGAUAUAGGAGGCUCCCUAGCUAAGCUGUCCUACUGUUCUACAGUCAGCAGGAGGACAUCCAUGGUGUUUGAUGAACCAGAGCAGGAUGAUGCCAGUCAUAUAUACAACAUCUCUGAAACAGAUGAAGUGAUUGUUCGACUACAUUUUGUCAAGUUUGAAACCAAGUACAUUGAGACAUGCCUGGACUUCAUACAGGGGAACUUGAUUCAGUCCAAGGACUUCAUGAAGGACAAGUACAUCAAGGCCACAGGAGGCGGGGCCUAUAAAUACAAGGACCUCAUCACCAGCAAGCUGGGAGUUCAGGUUGACAAGGAAGAUGAGAUGGAUUGUCUGAUCUGUGGCUGCAACUUCCUCCUGAAGAACAUCCCCGAUGAGUCCUUCGUGUACCAGCGCCAUGGCAACCCCGACUACAAGUUCCAGGGUGUCAGCACAGACAUCUUCCCCUACCUGCUUGUCAACAUUGGCUCUGGUGUCAGUCUUAUCAAGGUGGAGUCUGAGAACAAGUUUGAAAGGAUCGGUGGAACGUCAACGGGAGGUGGGACCUUCUGGGGGCUGGGCUCACUCCUCACAGAGAGGCCAGGGUAA